This is a messenger RNA of Carya illinoinensis, 1802 nucleotides long. RefSeq lists its product as uncharacterized. Gene Ontology annotation, biological process: chloroplast organization; regulation of DNA-templated transcription. Lineage: Eukaryota; Viridiplantae; Streptophyta; Magnoliopsida; Fagales; Juglandaceae. The transcript has a single exon. The record is from RefSeq and is a predicted model, not a curated record. The coding region runs from base 173 to 1336 and encodes 387 amino acids. Gene Ontology annotation, cellular component: chloroplast. Gene Ontology annotation, molecular function: double-stranded DNA binding.
GUACGGCGUUUAUUUUGAAUGUUUGAUACCUAAAACCUACCUGUGUGAGAAGGUAAGGAAUUCUGCUCGGCCGUUUCCUUCCACCUCGCACUCUGGUAGAAUUACUGGUUUUUGCUCCUUCGUCGCGAAAAUCCAAAACUAGUAGGGGAGCUUUCUUCUUCCCAAACCAUCUAUGCUGAAUUUCUUGUGCAAAACUGUUCUCAAUGGGACUCAUUGCACCAUCAGGGCUGCUUCAGCAGCCCCCAAAUCAUUAUCAUCUUCCAGACACAUCUCAAGCACUUCAAACCAACACUCAUUUACAGUCUCCUAUCUCAUGAACUCAUGUGGGUUAUCCCGAGACACUGCUCUAUCAGCUUCUCAACAUGUUAAUUUUGAAACCCCAGAUAAAGCAGACUUGGUCAUUGGCUUUUUCAAGAACCAUGGUUUCUCAGAAUCCCAAAUAUCAACUGUCAUUGAAAGAGUCCCUCCUGUGCUUUUAGCAGAUCCGGAGAAAACCCUUUUGCCCAAGUUGGAAUUUUUACACUCCAAAGGCUUUACAAGCCCUGAAAUUGUUGGAGUCGUAUCUAGAAACCCACCCAUAUUGGAGCGAAGUUUAAAGAAACAAAUAGUCCCUUCUUUUGUUUUCUUCAGGAACUUGCUUGGAACCGAUGUGGAGGCUGCUACUGCUGUUAAACGCUUUUCGGGUAUUCUCUCUGCCGAUCUUAACACUUUUGUGGCUAAUAUCGAUAUCAUGCGAGAAAAUGGAGUGCCCGAAACAAAUAUAGUUAAGUUUAUCAAAGAACAUCCCCGAGUUUUCAUGACAGAUCCGGUCAGGUUUAAAAGAACUGUGGAGGAAGUGAAGGAAAUGGGGUUCAAUGCCUCAAACGUGAAAUUUGUUGAAGCUAUUUAUGCAAUGACAGGAAUGAGUAAAUCGACGUGGGAGAGGAAGGUCAAUACUUAUAAGAGGUGGGGUUUAUCUGAGGCAGAAAUAAUUGUAGCGUUUAAAAAGCAUCCCUCGUAUAUUUUAGCUUCCGCGGAUAAGAUUGAGAGGGCAAUGGAUUUCUUUGUCAACAAAAUGGGUUGGGAGUGUUCGCUUAUUGUUGAGCGCCCGAUACUUGUGUUGCUGAGCUUGGAGAAGAGAAUUGUUCCGAGGACUUCAGUUAUUAAAGAUUUAGUGUCGAGAGGUUUGGUCAAGAAGGAUAUUUACUUACCUACAGUGUUCGAAUAUCAGGAGAAGAAGUUCCUGGAGAAGUUUGUGACGCCUUACAUGGAAGCUUCUGAGCUAUUGAAGCUAUACGAGGAAGAAGUGGAUCUUUCAGAGGUGGGAAGAGAGUGGAACUUAUUAGGCAAAGAGUGAGAUGAAGGAGUUGUAGCCCAUAUGAAUAAUGAAUCAAAUAAGUUGUUAAAUGAUUUGAUACUGCAGAAUCUUUUAAUGGUAUUCUUGCAAUUUUUGGGGUCCAAGAGCUCAACUAAUCCAAAAUCCAGAUUAUUUACCAGAUUGGCUGGUGGUGCUUAUUUCUCUGAGUUUGGAGAAGCGACCUAGUCCAAAUUUUGUUGUUAUGUAAUUUCUACCGUUGGGAGAUCUGGUCAAGAUUAGGGUGACUGUCUGUUUGAGGAUCAUGCAAUACUCUUUCUGCAGAAUUGCAUGAAAUGUUAUUGAGGAAGCUCCUUAUAUAUUGAAGCUUUAUACUUCCUUAUUCUGUUACUUGAUCCCAUUGUUCUUGAACUUGCUUUAGUUCAUAUCUUAGAGGGAAAUUCAUUUUAGUUAUGCUAUCUACAAUUAUGAAUCAUCCAUUGUUUCAGCUUAAUUUCGACAACAUAAA